Aspergillus versicolor CBS 583.65 is the source of this 2998-nucleotide messenger RNA. RefSeq lists its product as uncharacterized. Gene Ontology annotation, biological process: meiotic cell cycle; regulation of synaptonemal complex assembly. The transcript has 18 exons. The coding region runs from base 34 to 2820 and encodes 928 amino acids. The record is from RefSeq and is a predicted model, not a curated record. NCBI's taxonomy places the organism in Eukaryota, Fungi, Ascomycota, Eurotiomycetes, Eurotiales, Aspergillaceae.
AAACCUUCAUUCCAUCAAAGCCGCUUGGCCACCAUGGCAGUGAAUGAUUCUGCCAAGUCCAAAGACCAAGCACAAGCUGUACUAGCUCUAGCCAUAGACCUCCAGGAUCAACUCACGCAACAUGACGCUUCGGAUAAGCCAACUUUGAGCAGAGAAACCCAAAAACUGCUCGAGAGAACCUUGCCUCGCCUUCCACUUCUGGCAGAGGCUGCUUCGAAGUCGACCCGCCAGCAGCUAGAUAACGAAGGGGCAAAGCUUUGGAACAUACACGCACUGCGGAUGAGGGAUACGAAGAAGAAGAAUAAUAAUGAAAAAGUGUUACUUUGUAAAGUGAAAGCUCUAGCCUAUGCGAUGCUAGAGGCAGCAGCACCUAAAACAGGCCCUGGAAACUACCGAUGUCUUGAACUUGCAUUCAAAGCAGCCAAGACCUGCAUUGAGUAUGGCCUUACCGACCUUAGUCAAAAUAUCAUGGAAUCAGCUGCUGCGCGAUUGGACCUGAUGAAGGCACCUGAAGUUGAGACUGACAUAGUCAAGCUUGAAUUUUUUAGCACUGAAUACUAUAUGCUACGGAUAUAUCUGGCCUGGUCACAGGGACGGCCAGACAUCGCAGACCAUCUAUUCUCGAAGGCUCCAGAAGCGAAGACCACAGAGCAAGAAAGAGUGCUUGUUGACACAUGCUACCGUAUUGGAGAAGCAGCACUGCUAAAAUGCGAGUAUAACACAGCGACAACAUGGCUGAGUAGAGCGUUGGCAGUGUGUGAGCUAUGGCCCGGGGGUGGGCAAGGACUGAAUGAUAAGAAGCUGUUGGUUUUUCAUGCUUACGCACGUUCUAAUCUUUACGCUACUACGGCAUCCUCUGAGAGUCAGCUUCGAAAGGCUCUAAGCUUUCUGAGAACCGAGCACGGAAAUUCCUUCCCUGUUUUAAUCUUCUCCCUCGAAGUCCUGAACAAGAAGGGCGAGUUCAAUGAGGAGUACUUUGAAACGCUCAAAGCUUCCAUUAAGGAAAUGAAUAGUUGUGAUACAAGCGUGAAAAUAGUCUACCACUACAUCACGAAAAUCGGAAGCUCGAGUCUAGAGCACUUUUUCGAAGCCUCUGAGCAGCUUCUGAAUAAACUAGCCACUCUUGGUAUCGAUUCAAAAGAUCAAUGGAUGGAGAAGAUUUUCGUCUCCGUCAUAUGGGUUCUGACAAACACCACCUCCAACGAGGACCAUCCCCCUGAUCGUGCUGAAACAGCAGCACAAAUAUUGGCAGAGUGCGGCUUAGACAAGCCAAGUGGAAACGUUACCCAAGCUUCCCUGAUUCUCAUCUGGAAGUAUAUCGACACAAUGUUGUCAAAAGGAUCUACCUUCCUUGCCGAAAAAUGGUGUCAAUUUAUUCUGAAGCAUUCAAUAUUUCAAAAUACCCCAGAUGCAGAAGCCAAGUAUUUUCGAAAACUGGCCAUCUGCGCCUUGGAGAACUAUAGCCCUUCUACAGCACGGAAAAUAUUCGACGAAAUACCAGAAGUCUGCAGGAGUUGUCCACUCAUCCUGUAUCUGGUGUACAGGUUGGCCCUGCUCGCUGGGGACGCAUCACUAUGCACUAUAUACAUUAAAUCACUCUGCAAAAGCGGGGCAGAUUCCACAUAUGUCUGGUCAUGUGUAGAAGAUGCACUACAGCUAGGCAAGAUGGAUAUAGCGAUCCAAUCACUUCAGGAUGUCAUGGUCACCUCAAAUGACGGUGACCUCGAGAGACUGCAUAUUCCUCAACUUCUACAGUGCGUGAUAUGUACAGCUCACGAGAUGAGCACAGCCAACUGCGAAGACUUUCUGGGGCAUGUAACUUCUUUACUAGGGUCUGCAUUGGCCACUGCUGCUGCUGCGCAGGGAAGGGCAUUCUUUUCUGAUGAGAUACGAUGGUUUGCUUGCAAAAGCUACAAUAUUGCUCUUGAGCUAUACAAACAGUCUUCUAUACAAGCUGCUGUCAAACUGUUAGAUAUUUCCACCAAGUUCAUGGAGCUCGAGCAGAAGAAAACAGAAUCAGAGUCGAAUACCGAUACCUUACAGCAUUAUCUGAAGUGCACUUUCCUGCAAUCUAUAAUUAUAGCUAAUGAAGCUCGAAGAGAAAAAGGUUCCGCCAAAAAGGGAAACUAUUAUAGAGAAACAAGUGAAGCUAUAAAACAAUUUAAAACCCACAUCCAAUCUCUAGGUAUUCGCUCGAUAUCCAUCACAAACCCGCCAUACCCGUGGAUAGACAAGUACCGCAUCAUACUCUCCUUGGACUUCGAAGCCACCGUCUUCCUCCGCCAGUGGGAAGAUCUCGCAAAGAUAAUCGAAGCAUCAAAGCCCGUCAUAAGUGCAAAACUCAGCUCCGUCUUCCUCGACUGUCUCCUCCGGUCUGGAGCCCCUUCAUCAUACCUAUCACAAUUUGUCAAGCAAAUGAUCCGCACAUUCCACAGCUCUCCGUCUCAAUCUAUAACCACUGAAUCAACCGGUGGUCUCAACUCCUACCUCCCUCGCCACCUCCGCUGCCUAUUCUCUCUUUCCAUCCAAGCCGAAGAAUACAUCCUCGCCGAGUCCGUCCUCGACCAAGCCCUCAUUCUGGCCCGCGAUGGUCCCAAUUCUAUUCGCAAUACAAGGGCUCCAUACCCAAAAGACGAACUCCAGUGGCUGGCAACUACCGCGUUCAAUCGGGCGGUAGAGUUCUUUCUUGUUUCUGCGGAUGGGGAGUGUCGUCGGUGGGCCGGGAAAGCUAUUGCGCUGGCUGAUUCAAUAUCAGGCGACGACGGUAGUGAGUUAGGGAGGCUUCUUAGACGGAAUCUUGCGAAGCUAAGGCCUGUUUGAGAGAGUAGAUUUGCUCCUACUAAGACCCAGCAUAAUAUAUAACUACACCUACACACUCCACGGAGCCUGGAAUGGGUCACCUAUUACCAAGGAACUCAAAACAGAGAAAGCCAACGAACAUUGUUUCCUGUAGUUAACUAGAAACGUUUAAAGGGUACUAAUUAAUACUACUAUUCAC